Messenger RNA from Pipistrellus nathusii (Nathusius's pipistrelle), 315 nucleotides. Lineage: Eukaryota; Metazoa; Chordata; Mammalia; Chiroptera; Vespertilionidae. The record is from the annotation of a GenBank genome assembly.
AUGAGGGUCCAGUGUCAGGCAUCUGGCCGCUACUUUGCCAAACAUUUUAAGUCCCUGGUUCUUCCUGGAGAAAUUCAGGAGCCGGUUGAAAUUUUUACAGACCUCUCAUGCUGUUGUGAGUACAGCAUUCUAAUGAUUGCAACCUGCUGGCCACAGAGUAAGCAGCAUGUUUUGGUAAAUUCAUUGUCCCUGAGUACUUAUAUUUUAAUUACAAAAGUGGCCCUAAGACAGAUCAUAGCUGAGAAGUCAGCUUGCCUUCUAGAAACUGAAGUUCUGGUGAUUGCCAAGCAGGCGUUUCCUCUCUCCUUAAACUAA